UUAAUUUUUGAGGUCAGGGCGGCUGGAGCAUGUGGAGUGGAGAGAGAGAAACAGGAGCUGUGUAUGGAACCGAGGCUUGCCUUUAUUGCGUGCGAGAGGCAAUUAUUAAUAGCGGCUGCAGGAUUCCGGCUCUAAGAUGUGGUAUUUACUAGAGGGGGAGGGAAAAGAAAAGGAAAAAAGGGUGUCGCUUGUAGCGCGACGGGGCAGGAUGCCAUCGGUACUGGAGCCGGAGCCUCGCACGGGACUGCGGAGCGGCAGCGUAGCGGUGGUGACAGCCAGAAGUCUUCGUCACGGAUCGAGGCAAGUUUGUGUGCGCAAUUGGGCUUGCAAAUUGCUAAUCUCGCACUGACUUUGCCUCUCAGCUCCCAGCUGGGCAUGGUUACCUUGAGAGCUGUGGUAUCAGCACUGUCAGAGCAUGCUCCGGUGGGGAGAUCGGGUGUGUUCUAUUUUUAAUACUAUUUAAUGAAGAUGCUUCUCACUCUGCAAUGUACGAAGCAUAAUGGAAGAGCAGAGCGAUGAUUGGUUAUGGAUACUGGAAAAGGAAAAAUGCAAAGGUUGACUAUGGUGCGUCAAGCUCUCCGAAGGACCAGCAUGGAGAUUGGCACUCUGAACUGUUAAUAGGGACAUGGGACUCACGUUGCCGUUGAUCAUUUGUGUGGACUUAACCAGCAAAGACCAACAGAAGACGCUAGAAAGGCAGUUGGAAUUAUAGCAGUUUUUCAGAAUGUCUGAGCAAGGUAAAUUGAACCAGGAGACAGCAGAAGAAGCUGCAAAAGAGCAGGAGACUGCCAUCUCUGAAGCCAACCCGGACAACUGUGUUCUUAACAAAUCUGAAAGCUCAGAAGUAGAGGAGGAGAAGCUCAGUGAUUCCAAGACAGAGCUGCAGGUAUUACUGCCAACAAAAAGUUGUUAUGCAAAGCCUAAGAAGAAACGAGGGGCAAAUCAGAAAAAGAGAUCCAAGUCAGGAGCCAAGGGAAAGCUCGUGCGGAGUCUUGCUGUGUGUGAAGAGUCAUCCCCUCGCCCGGGAGCAGAAAAUCUUCAUGACAACCAGGAAUCAAUCCAACUCCAGCUUUCAAGUUUUCCUAGCUUGCAAGAAGAAGAUAAAUCUAGUAAAGAUGACUCCGAGAAAGAAAAAGAGAAGGAUAAAAAUAAAGAUAAAACCAGUGAAAAAAGCAAGAUCAGAAUGUUAUCAAAAGAUUGCAGUCAAGAGUAUACAGACUCAACAGGUAUAGAUUUGCAUGAGUUUCUCAUUAACACAUUAAAGAAUAACCCCAGGGACCGAAUGAUCCUCUUGAAAAUGGAACAGGAAAUUAUUGAUUUUAUUAGUGACAACAAUAAUCACUAUAAAAAGUUCCCUCAGAUGUCAUCAUAUCAGAGGAUGCUAGUGCACAGAGUGGCAGCUUAUUUUGGAAUGGAUCACAAUGUGGAUCAGACUGGAAAAUCUGUAAUUAUCAACAAGACCAGCAAUACAAGAAUACCAGAGCAAAGGUUUUCUGAACAUUUAAAAGAUGAAAAAUGUGAAGAAUCCCAGAAGCGAUUUAUCUUGAAGCGAGAUAACUCUAGUAUUGAUAAAGAAGACAAUCAGCAAAACAGAGUUCUUCCAUUUAGAGAUGACAGACGAAGUAAAUCAAUUGAAGAGAGAGAAGAGGAGUAUCAGAGAGUGAGGGAGAGAAUAUUUGCACAAGAUUCAGUUUGCUCCCAGGAAAACCUUUUUGUGGAAAACAGUAGGCUGUUGGAGGACAGUAGCAUAUGCAAUGAUAUGCAUAAGAAAAGACAGCUGUUUAGGGGCAACAGGGACAGCAUUGGGAAGACAUCUGGCAGUCGGCAGAGCAGUACAGAGAACGAACUGAAGUGGACAGACCACCAGAGGCCAUGGAGCAGCACAGACUCGGACAGCUCAAAUCGAAAUUUGAAGCCAGCCAUAACAAAGACAGCCAGUUUUGGUGGGAUAACCGUCCUGACAAGAGGAGAUAGCUCAUCAAGCAACAGAAGUACCGGGAAACUGUCUAAAACAGGUAGCUCAGAGUCUUCCAGCAGUGCUGGCUCCUCAGGAUCACUGUCACGAAUACAUCAGCCUCUCCAAAGUGCAUCUCUCGUCCCUGGGGUGACAGCCAAUUCUUCAGGCAGUGUGUCCUACCCUGAGAACGGGAUGAGUGGCCAGGUGGCCCCCAGCAACACCAGCUAUAUCAUUCUUCCACUUGAAGCUGCAGGGAUACCUCCUGGCAGUAUCCUUCUCAACCCGCACACAGGUCAACCAUUUGUAAAUCCUGAUGGGACACCGGCAAUAUACAAUCCUCCCAGUGGCCAGCAGACAAUGAGGAGCCAGGUGGUGGGACAGUCUCAGCAGCAGCCUUCACCCCAGCAGCCUCAGCAGGUUCAACAGCCACAGCAGCAAAUGGCAAGUCACCUUGUCACACAGCCUGUUCAGACAAUGCAGCCAUCUUCUCAGUCAGUCCAAUAUCCAGCAGUUUCUUAUCCUCCCCAGCAUCUCCUGCCAGUCUCUCCAACACAGCAGUUUUCUAUGCGCGAUGACAUGACAGCGCAGUUUAACCAGAUGAGCUUGAGUCGUCAGUCAUCAGGAGACAACUCUGAGUCGCCUUCUGGCCCUGUGUACCCCUCGCCCAUGCUGCAGCAGCCUGCCCAGCAGACAGGUUACAUCAUGGCCUCCCCGAGCCAGCAGCUUCCCCCAGGAGGCUUCACGGGCUCCGGAGCACCGGUGUCCCAGCAGGUGCUGCAGCCGCCACCGCCACCCCAGGGCUUUGUGCAACAGCCACCACCACCUGCUCAGAUGCCAGUGUAUUAUUACCCAUCUGGUCAGUACCCUACCUCAACAACUCAGCAGUACAGACCCAUUGCCUCAGUUCAGUACAACACACAGCGGAGUCAACAGAUCCCCCAGACUGCCCAGCAAGCGGGUUACCAGCCCGUCCUGCCGAACCAGCAGCAGGGGUUCCAGGGUCUCAUGGGAAUGCAGCAUCCGCCCCAAAGCCAGAACCUGAUGAAUAAUCAACAGGGGAAUCAGGUGCAAGGCAUGAUGGUGCAGUAUCCAGCCAUGUCGUCUUAUCAGGUGCCAAUGACCCAGGGUUCUCAAGGAUUGCCGCAACAAUCAUAUCAACAACCAAUCAUGCUACCUAAUCAAUCAGGUCAAGGAACACUUACAGCCACUGGAAUGCCUGUCUACUGUAAUGUCAUACCUCCUGCCCCCCAGAACAACCUCCGGUUGAUUGCCCCACACUGCCCCUCCAAUAACGUUCCAGUUAUUUCUGCCAGCUGCAGGACAAACUGUGCAAGCAUCAACAAUGCAGGGUGGCAGGUCAAGUACUGACACUGUGGCUUAGAUUUAUGAGGAUAGAGGUGCAUUAUUUUACAAAUAAAUCAUGGCCUUCAAAUGAAGAGGAAGACAACAGAAUAAUCAGUUGAGGACACGAGUAUUGACAAUGCUCAAGUGAUUUGCUGCUUGAAAAACCUGUAAAAAAAAAAGUAAAAUAAAUUUUGAAAAAAAAUGUUUGCUGGUUAAUGGUGCAUAUUUUUGUCAUGUCUGCUAGGUAUGCCUUUAUAGCUUAGCUAGUGACAUGAAUUCAUUGAGGUAAGAUUUUUUCCUACCACUAAACACCACUGUGUAGAUUGUAAUAUCCCCGAUUCGGAUUAGUUUUGUACUUUGUGUUGAGUUUGUGAAGCUAAAAGUAUUUAAAAAUAUAAUAAAAUCACAUUGUACCAAAGCUGUAAUGGAAAUUAAAAAAAUAGUGAAAACAAAAAGAGAAUUACUGAAUGGAAGGAAUAAUUUAUAUACACUAUAGAGUUUUUUUAAUGGAUAUAUACUGUAUUGUAGUGCUUAAUCACAAUAAAGCUAUUUGACCUC
Molecule: messenger RNA, 3859 nt
Organism: Haemorhous mexicanus (house finch)
Lineage: Eukaryota; Metazoa; Chordata; Aves; Passeriformes; Fringillidae
Gene: ARPP21
Product: cAMP regulated phosphoprotein 21
Exons: 23
Coding region: 725-3325 (866 amino acids)
Cellular component (GO): cytoplasm
Molecular function (GO): nucleic acid binding
Source: RefSeq, a predicted model, not a curated record